AAGAAGACGGGGCGAGGGAGGGCGCACGACCAACGUGGUAAUAAAAACCCGCACAGUUAAAAAGAUGGAAGUUCUAGGGGGGUGGAUUCUCUGGUAAGCAGGGAAAGGAAUCCGGCCGCGGACGGGUGUGAGCGGCGUUUUUAAGCACUCCGCUGAUCAAUAGCGGUGGAUCUCUCCCCAAAGGGCCAUGACUUGCUAACCAAGAAAGAGCAGCAACGACAACUCUGGGAAGCUAAAUGACAAAUGUGGAGUUCUGCCUCCUACAAGGGCACAGAGAAAUGAUGACCUACCCUGAAUGUGAAGCAGAGGACAGUACCUGCAGAGACCUGUGUGAUCGCCAGCCGGACUAUGGAGUUGCUUGCCAGGGAAAUGGAGAAGACCUCUGGGAUGCUUUUGGGCUCCUGCAGAUUGAUGUGGGCUGUGACAGCGUUAGGAGCCAGUUCCUGGGAAAUGAGACUGGGUAUUCGAGAAAUGUUUUAAGGAAGCAGAGAAACUGGGAGAAGAUAAUUUCGGCAAAGAAGAGGAAACGGAAACACGAGAGAGAACGGCGUAGAGCUAAACUUGCUGACGAAAGAGAUCCAGCCCCCCAACUCAGUAAGCGAGAUUUAAAAAGGAUCACAAGAGAGCGCCUUCUAGGAGCCAAGGAAACAGGCCCUCGGCUGUGUGUUGACCUGAGUAUGACCACUCACAUGACUAUAAAGGAAAUAAGCCGCCUUGCUGCUCAGAUAAGAAGGCUGUACGGAGCUAACAAGAAAUCCCAGAAGCCCUUUUGGCUGUACCUCACUGGGUUUGUCCAAAACAGUCCAAUCGCUGAAGAGUGCCUAAGGAUGAAUGAUGGGUUUAGCAAUUACCUUAUUGAUGUCACACCAGAAAGUUACCUUGACCUAUUUCCAUUUGAAACAAUUGUUUACCUCACUCCAGAUGCUGAGGAAGGUAUGUUGUGCCGCUGAGGUGAAAGACU
Molecule: messenger RNA, 961 nt
Organism: Gekko japonicus
Lineage: Eukaryota; Metazoa; Chordata; Lepidosauria; Squamata; Gekkonidae
Gene: TRMT10B
Product: tRNA methyltransferase 10B
Exons: 6
Coding region: 237-950 (237 amino acids)
Biological process (GO): tRNA N1-guanine methylation
Cellular component (GO): nucleoplasm; nucleus
Molecular function (GO): tRNA binding
Source: RefSeq, a predicted model, not a curated record